Bactrocera oleae (olive fruit fly) is the source of this 809-nucleotide messenger RNA. Its product is annotated as double-headed protease inhibitor, submandibular gland. NCBI's taxonomy places the organism in Eukaryota, Metazoa, Arthropoda, Insecta, Diptera, Tephritidae. Gene Ontology annotation, molecular function: protein binding. The record is from RefSeq and is a predicted model, not a curated record.
AGUUAUCAGCGGUGGAACUGAUAAAACGGUAGCCCGUUUGCAGGCAAACCAUUCUUGUCAGCAUUUAAUACCUUUGAAGAGCAUUUUAGUUUAUUCUAGCAAAUUCGCGAAUUUACACGUAUUUUUCGAACGAAAUAAUUAAUUUUUCUAACAAAGCUGUGCAAAAUGAAGAUUUCAGUGAAGUUUUCUAUUAGCCUGCUGCUGUUGUUGUGCUGUGGCCUUUACUAUGCAUACGCUAGCUUCGUCGCUGAAGCUGCAGCUAUCAAUGCCAUCGAUGGCGAUUGCAUUUGCGGUCGUCAGUAUUCACCAGUCUGUGCCUCCGAUUCGCAAACCUACAGCAACCGUUGUAUGUAUGAAUGUGCACGCACCAAGUUGAAGGCCAUGGGCCGCAGUUUGGAGCUGGUGCGUUCGGGUGUUUGUGCGGGCGAGACACGGGGUAGAAAGCAUGUGGCGGUUGCAGAGCCACUUGUAGACGCCGUUGCUGAUGAGGAUAAGGACUUGGACUCAUGCAUCUGCGAGCGCAGCUUAACACCGGUUUGCGGCACAGACAAUCGCACCUACAAGAACCGUUGUCUGUUCGAAUGCAAGCGCUCCAUAUUGGCGCGAGUGGGUAAAGUAUUGUCCAUCCUGCGCCAGGGAGUUUGCAAUUGAGUUGGAUUUUGUUGCUGAAUGUUGAAAAUGCUUUAAGCAGUUUACUAAAUAAAAUUCUAUAAAGAAAGCAAGUUUUGAUGUUGGAGUUUUUUGAAAUUUUUUCCUAAAGCAGAUUUAUAAUAUAAAAACAAUAAAGCAGUAUAUGGAACAAUGCACAA